AUGGCGGACAUCAUUCGCGAUGCCCCCAUCGGGCAGAUAAUCCGCUACAUCUCUAAUAACCGCCUCCUCCAGUACCACGAGGAAAAGACGGAUUUCAAACUCCCCAGCCCAUGGGCUGAACUCAUCAGCAAUCCGGACCCCGUCGUUCCUGGCACAGUCAUAUCCGCUGUACCUAUCAAUGACGAAACCAAUGCCAGGAGCGUCCCACAACAGGUCAUACAGGAGGAGAAAAAUGGGGAUCAGAAGGGUCUGGAAGAGGGGCAGCAACACUUCCACAGCACAACAGACAACGCGGGUGGGAACGGCAGCGCUGCCGAGCUUCGCAACAUGAAAAAUAUCAAGUCUAUCCCCACCGUCCCUGAACGCACGAAGGACGGUGCCAUCCUCGUCAACUGGUACUACUCUGAUGACUCCGACGAUCCGCACAACUGGUCGAGCAGCAAGCGUUUCGCCGUCUCGCUCAUCAUCUGCAUUUAUACCUUUGUGGUCUACACCUCUUCCGCCAUCUACACCACUUCCAUCGAGGGCGUCAGGGAGGCCUUUGGCGUUAGCAGGCUCCAAGCCAUGCUGGGUUUGUCGCUGUACGUCCUCGGGUAUGGUGUGGGACCCCUGUUGUUUUCGCCCUUGGGCGAGAUCCCAAGUAUUGGGAGGAGCCCUGUCUAUGCCGUGACAAUGGUCCUGUUCGUCAUCAUUUCGAUUCCUACGGCUUUUGCGGGCAAUUACCCAGGGCUUAUGGUGCUGCGCUUUCUACAGGGCUUCUUUGGCUCGCCGUGCUUGGCGUCUGGAGGUGCUUCGCUUGGAGAUAUGUACAGCAUCACAGCGAUUCCCUAUGCGAUGACGGCUUGGGUUUCUGCAGCGUACUGCGGACCCGCGCUAGGGCCGCUUCUCAGUGGCUUCUCCGUCCCUGUCUUCUCGUGGCGCUGGUCCCUCUACGAGUCUAUCUGGGUAUCCGCCCCUGUCCUCCUCGUCAUGCUCCUCUUUCUGCCUGAAACCAGCGGCCCCAACAUUAUGCUGCGCCGUGCCCAGCGCCUCCGGAAGCUCACAGGCAACCAGCGCUUUGUGUCUCAGAGCGAGAUUGACCAGCGUGACAUGAAACUCUCGGCCGUCUUUCUCGAUGCCCUCAUCAAGCCCCUCGAGAUUACCAUCAAGGAUCCCGCAGUGCUCUUUGUGCAGAUAUACAUGGCCAUUAUUUACGGCAUCUACUACUCGUUCUUCGAGGCAUUCCCCCUCGUCUACCCAAUCCACUACCACAUGAACCUGGGCCAAGUCGGCCUCAUCUUCCUCUGCAUCCUCAUUGCCUGCCUGAUAGCCGUCGCCAUCUACACCAUGUACCUCUACACCUACAUAACCCCCCGCAUCCUCAAAUCUGGCACCGGCCCUCACGAGAACCGACUCAUCCCCGCCCUCGCCGCCUCUCCCGGCCCCACACUCGGCCUUUUCCUCUUCGCCUUCACCUCCCGCGCAAGCAUCCACUGGAUCGUUCCUACAGUCGGCAUAACAAUCUACAGUGCCACCUGCUUCAUCAUCAUGCAGUGUCUCUUCGUGUACAUCCCGCUCAGCUACCCGCGCUACGCUGCGAGUCUUUUCGCGGCGAAUGAUUUCUUUCGUAGUGCGUUUGCUUGCGGGAGUGUUCUUUUUGCGGAUCCGCUGUUUCGGAGGUUGGGUGUUGCGAGGGGAGUUAGUCUUUUGGGCGGGAUGAGUGGGAUUGUCCUCGUAAUUAUUGGUGCGGUCCAGAUGGUCUGUCGCCGUGCCUCUUCGCCUCCUUCGGGAGAAUCUCGACUGCGACGCCGCCGCCUCCGCGGAGUUCGUUCCCGGUUGCCGUCCUCUUCGGAGGAUAAGGCUAUCCUCGCGCCUGUGCCCCGCCCGGCUUCGCCGGAUUUCGCCGCUCUCUUUUUCUUUUUGCUAGCGGCCUCCGUUGGGCAGGUGCAGACCACCCCUGUGCCGGUCCGCGUCAAUGUGGAUGGCUUGCCCUUGGCCCAUGGGGGUAGUCCCUGGUGCCACCACUGUCUUGUUUGUUUGGAGCGAGAUGCUGCAUCUGCGUGCGUUUUCUUGCCGAGCCGUUUGAACUGCGUUUACUGCGCAAGCCAACGCCAUCUUUGUGUUGCUCCAGAGACUGCCGCUGGCCCCUUGGCAGUUUCUGUGGUCACUGCGCACCACGCGUUUGUUGGACUUCCCCAGUCCAGUCGCCCUGCCGCGCAAGAAAGGGCGGCUGGGCUGGUGAGGGACUAUAGGCGCGCAGUUCGGAAGCCUCGGGUACGGCGCAUGGCUAAGGAUCUGGUUAUCGCGCUUCCGAGCGCUCCUAACAAGCGUCACCAAGCGUUUCCCUAA
Messenger RNA from Aspergillus tanneri, 2328 nucleotides. Its product is annotated as MFS transporter. Bases 1 to 2328 code for a protein of 775 amino acids. Gene Ontology annotation, biological process: xenobiotic detoxification by transmembrane export across the plasma membrane. NCBI's taxonomy places the organism in Eukaryota, Fungi, Ascomycota, Eurotiomycetes, Eurotiales, Aspergillaceae. Gene Ontology annotation, molecular function: fluconazole transmembrane transporter activity. The transcript is spliced from 8 exons. The record is from RefSeq and is a predicted model, not a curated record.